UUCUACAACCACUUUCCCAAGUGCCACCUUCUCUCUCCAUUCAUGUUCUCAAAUAUUUUUGACCUUACCUUAGCAUGAGAUUCUCACUCAAUGUCAUGACCCCACACAUCAUAUCAGUCACAUCUCUCUUUAUCUCGCUCUUUCUCUUGCUCUUGCUCUUGGUUUUGGUUUUGAAUCCUCCUCUCAUCACUCAUGAAACCUACUUCUAAAAACCUCCAACCAAAAUCCUACCAAGCAAGUGAUCACACACACAAUCACAAUGUGCUGUUCCUUCUCAGUCUCUCUUCCACUGCUUCUUCUGUUACUCACCUCAUCACUCUCUUCCCUCCCUUCUGUCUCCACCAAAACCAAUGAACAUCAAAACAAACACCAACCCAACAACAAGAAUCUCCCACAACCAAACACCACCAUUAUUCAUAGCAAUCCAUCUUCUGAACUUGAAACCCUGUUCAAGAUCAUGGACACCAUGUCCUCUGAUCAAACCUGGAAAGUCUCUCACCCAAACCCUUGUAAUCCAGGCCAAUCCUGGCCUGGGUUAGAGUGCAAACCUGGAAUGGACAACCACUUCCAUGUCACUAGGCUUGACUUUGGCCAACCACCUAACCCAACUUGCAAGUCCACAGCCACAUUCCCUUCCCUAAUCUUUGACCUUCCUUUCCUUGAAUCUGUGUUUUUCUUCCACUGCUUCACUCACACAAAAACCACCCUUUCUUUUUCACAAACCACUUCUUCUUCAUUGCAACAGCUCAGUCUAAGAUCAAAUCCAGCACUCAUUGGGUCAAUCCCACGUCAAAUCUCUUCUCUUAAAUCACUUCAAAUCCUCACAUUGUCCCAAAACGGCCUCGCCGGUCGAUUCCUGCUGAGGUUUUUCAGUUUGAGUUCCUUGGUUCACCUUGAUCUGAGCUACAAUUUGCUCACAGGGACUAUACCAUUCCAAGUGGGCAAUCUCAGAAACCUCGCAGGCCUUGAUUUGAGCUAUAAUGAACUUACAGGAACAAUCCCAAGCACAAUUGGCCAACUGGGUAUGCUUCAAAAGCUUGAUUUAAGCUCAAACUCAGUAGUUGGUACCAUUCCAGACACCAUUGGGACGCUUAAAAGUCUGGUUUUCAUGGCUUUGAGCAACAACAGAUUGAAGGGCAAAUUCCCGAAAGGACUGGCAGAGUUGCAGAGCUUGCAGUACUUCAUAAUGGAUGACAAUCCAAUGUUUGUGACACUGCCAAGGGAGUUUGGCUUUCUACAGAAACUGCAAGAGCUCAGGCUUGCCAAUUCUGGGUAUUCAGGAACAAUCCCAGAGACAUUUUCUCAACUCAGGAAUUUAAGCACUUUGUCAUUGCAAAACAACCGACUAACCGGUGAAAUACCGGUUAGUUUUGGAAACCUUUUGCAUAUAUAUCACUUGAAUUUGAGUAGAAACUUGUUGGGUGGUGUUGUUCCUUUCAAUUCAAGUUUCUUGAAGAGACUUGGUGCAAACUUGGACCUGAGUAGCAAUCCAGGGCUGUGUUUGAAUCCAUCUGAAGCAUACAGUGUCAAGAUUGGAGUUGGUGUUUGUGGAAAGAACAACACUAGUAGUUCUCUGAUCCAUCCAUUGAAGAAAUCUGAAGCACCAUGUGGGUUUGGGUUUGGCUUCUCUAGAUCAUCAUUCCUUCUUUUUGGUGCUUUUGCUUUUAGUCUCUCAGUUAUGAAUUAAUAAUCUUUGUUUCUCUGCA
Messenger RNA from Camellia sinensis, 1706 nucleotides. RefSeq lists its product as uncharacterized. Gene Ontology annotation, molecular function: protein binding. The record is from RefSeq and is a predicted model, not a curated record. Lineage: Eukaryota; Viridiplantae; Streptophyta; Magnoliopsida; Ericales; Theaceae.